Messenger RNA from Gymnodraco acuticeps, 3431 nucleotides. It is a transcript of the gene plod2, whose product is annotated as procollagen-lysine, 2-oxoglutarate 5-dioxygenase 2. Gene Ontology annotation, cellular component: endoplasmic reticulum. Gene Ontology annotation, molecular function: procollagen-lysine 5-dioxygenase activity; L-ascorbic acid binding; iron ion binding. NCBI's taxonomy places the organism in Eukaryota, Metazoa, Chordata, Actinopteri, Perciformes, Bathydraconidae. The record is from RefSeq and is a predicted model, not a curated record. The coding region runs from base 245 to 2515 and encodes 756 amino acids. Gene Ontology annotation, biological process: peptidyl-lysine hydroxylation. The transcript is spliced from 20 exons.
CUUUGCGCAGGACUUGCCUGUGUCAGGGUGAACACCGUUAUCUCUCACCGGGAGCAGCCUCACCAUAAAGGAACCACGCCUCGCAGAACUCAAACUCCCGGAGCUCAGCCUGAACUUCACAUCCACUGGAGAGUUUUAUUUCAUUAUUAAUUUUGAAUACCGCGAGAGCGCACAUAUCGAGCCUGCAGGGCUUUCCGGACGGUCACGCGCACUCUGUCCGGGAAACACACGCACAAUAACAGACAUGGAGUACCUCAAGUUUUGUUUUGUGUUUUCAUGCUGGGUGAAGUUUGCACUUUGUGUCUUCUCUACUGAUACUCCUCAACCUCCUGCGGCUAUUCCUAAAGAGAAAUUGCUGGUUCUAACAGUCGCAACAGAGGAGACAGACGGAUUCCUCCGCUUCAUGAAGUCUGCAAACUACUUCAAGUACAAUGUGAAGGUGUUGGGAAUGGGAGAGCCGUGGAAAGGUGGAGACGUGGGCCGUUCUAUUGGUGGAGGGCAAAAAGUCAGACUAUUGAAGGAGGCCAUGGAGGCGCUCGCUGACCAGGAGGAUCUGGUUGUCCUUACCGUGGACAGCUAUGAUCUUAUCUUUGCUGGGGGACCAGAAGAGAUUCUCAGGAAGUUCCAGCAGGCCAAUCACAAAGUGCUCUUCGCUGCAGACGGGCUGAUCUGGCCGGAUAAGAAGCUAGCUGACAAGUACCCGUCAGUCCGCAGUGGAAAACGCUACCUCAACUCUGGAGGUAUAAUUGGAUACGCCCCGUUCAUAAACAAGGUUGUUACACAGUGGAACCUCCAUGACAAUGAUGACGACCAGCUCUUCUACACCAAAAUAUACGUGGAUCCUUUACAGCGACACACUCUCAACAUGACUUUGGACCACAAGUGCCAGAUUUUCCAGAACCUGAACGGGGCCAUUGACGAAGUGCUUCUGAAGUUUGGAACAAACCUCGUAAGAGUUAGAAACACAGUGUACGACUCUCUGCCAGUGGUUGUCCAUGGAAACGGAAAUACUAAAAUGUACUUGAACCACUUGGCCAACUACGUCCCCAACACAUGGAACUAUGAGCAUGGCUGCAGCCACUGUGACGACGACAUUCUGGAUUUAUCUCAGUUAAAAGAAUAUCCGAAUGUUUUGGUUGGAGUGUUCAUCGAGCAGCCGACCCCGUUCCUUCCUGAGUUCUUCCACCGGCUGCUGACACUGGACUAUCCCAAAGAUAAACUCAAAGUCUUUGUCCACAACAAUGAGGUUUACCACGAGAAGCACAUCCAGAAGUUCUGGGAAGAGAACCGGAAUGUGUUCAACACUUUCAAGGUUGUGGGACCGGAGGAAAAUCUGAGCCAAGGAGAGGCCAGGAACAUGGGCAUGGAUAUUUGCCGUACGGAUGUUACGUGCGACUUCUACUUCAGCAUGGAUUCAGACGUGAUGCUCACCAACAGACAGACACUGAAGCUCCUCGUGGAGCAGAACAGGAAAAUAAUUGGUCCCCUUGUCACCCGCCACGGCAAGCUGUGGUCCAACUUCUGGGGAGGCUUGAGUCUGGAUGGUUAUUACGCUCGCUCCGAAGAUUACAUCGACAUUGUGCAGAGAAAACGUGUGGGUUUGUGGAACAUUCCUUUCAUGGCCCAUGUAUACCUCGUCAAAGGCAGCACCUUGAGGAAUGAACUGAAGGAGAGGAACUACUUUGUGCUGGGGAAACUAGACCCAGAUAUGGCUCUUUGUAGAAAUUCCAGAGAAAUGACCAGUCACAGAGAAAAAGACUCCCCUUCUCCGGAAUCAUUCCAUAUGCUCAGGCCCCCAAAGGGAGUCUUCAUGUACAUGACAAACCGUCACGACUUUGGAAGGCUCAUUUCCACAGCCAAUUAUAACACUUCUCAUUAUAACAAUGACUUGUGGCAGAUAUUUGAAAACCCCACGGACUGGAAGGAGAAGUACAUCCACUCGAACUACUCUCGAAUUUUCACUGAAAACGUCAUGGAGGAGCCUUGCCCAGAUGUCUUCUGGUUCCCAGUCUUCUCACAGAAGGCCUGUGAUGAAAUCGUGGAGGAGAUGGAGCACUACGGUUCCUGGUCGGGGGGGAAAAAUGAGGACAAGCGCAUCUCCGGCGGCUACGAGACGGUGCCGACGGACGACAUCCACAUGAAGCAGAUCGGCUACGAGAAAGAGUGGCUACACUUCAUCCGGGAGUUCAUAUCGCCCGUCACGUUAAAAGUGUUCUCCGGCUACUUCACGAAGGGAUACGCUGUGAUGAACUUCGUGGUGAAAUACACACCUGAGAGGCAGGCGUACCUGAGGCCCCAUCACGACUCCUCCACCUUCACCAUCAACAUCGCCCUCAAUGCCAAAGACACAGACUUUCAGGGUGGGGGUUGCCGUUUCCACAGGUACAACUGCUCCGUAGCUUCACAGAGGAAAGGGUGGAGCUUGAUGCACCCGGGGCGCCUGACCCACCUCCACGAAGGCCUGCCCACCACCAACGGCACCCGCUACAUCGCAGUGUCCUUCAUCGACCCUUGAACUGACCCUCUACUGUACAUUUGACCGUGCUUUUCUUUUUAUUCUGUCAUGUUUGCGUUGUCCUUUGAUGUUUGGUGCCCUGGAUGUUUGGCUGAUGAUAUUCUGUUUAAGAAAGCAAAAAGCUUUUAAAAAAGGAAUAAGUAAUUGCAUUACAGGAAUCUAUGUCAAACAGAGUGACGAGUGGAAAGAAGAGAAAAUCAACACCUCAGAUACACAAGUGAAGUCAAAGUCAACUUUAUUGUCAAUCUUUCAGUUUGUGUGUACAGAAAUACACACACACACACACACACACACACACACACACACACACACACACACACACACACACACACCUCCACUCGGGAUAAUGUUCUACGCUUCCAUUCAAACCAUACCUUUUUUAGAUUCAAAACCAACUUCCUAGCUGGAUUUGUUGGUCCUUGUCAUGAUUUUCACAAUAUUAACAUCGUCAUGGUAACCGUCAUUGCCACACACUGGUUGAUAGCAGCUAGCUGUACCGUGCUAACAUGCAGUUGUUCGUAUUUCAGGUAAAAAGUCUUAAAGGAAAAUGACGACCGGUGCUUAUCAACCCUCCAUUUCUCUGCUUCUGAUAUUUCUAAAAGUAUUUUUCUACCCUUAAAUUGUUCAGGUCACAAUUGUGAUUUUAACUUUAAAGUUUCAUACGUACCACCAGUGGAGGAUGAAUAUAUUUUUAGAUUUUUGCACACCAGAAAAAAACAGCAGAGUUCAAUAUGAAUUCUGUUUUAUUGAAGUUUUGUUUUUACUUGAAAGUAAAAGUUGUUGUACAUUUCCAACAGCUUUUCUAGAGACAUUUCUGCAUUAUUUUCCCGAGAGAUAUGUGUGAAUGGUUUUUGAAAUUUAGCAAGUUGUUUAACUUAUUGUCAAAAUGUAAUAAAAGUCUUUAUAAAAAAUGAAA